AUGCAUCUUCCACACCUGCUCGCCCUCCCGCCUGCUAUCAUCGCUCUUUGCGCAGCAACGCCAGGACUCGCCGCAGAGGAAUCGCAAUGGCCGCACAACGUACCCCGACAUCUGAAAUACUUCCCCGAAGACGAGGUCCACGCAAAGCGCGGGCUGAGCGUCAAGCAAAGACUGCAACAUGAGAAACCCAUUGGAGUGAAGAAGAUGAGCAUGGACGAAGGCGAGAUGUUCAUGCUGGACAACUGGAUAUUCGCUGCUCAGGACACGCCGUCUCAAUCACAAUCCUCGAGGAGAUCAGACUACGACCUCUUUGGCAAUGCAACCUCUCAGGCUCUCUCGCCUUUGCGCCCUCUCGCGCAGUCUGACUGGCUGGCGCGUAUGCACAUCAGAGACAUACUGAUGAACCGCCAAUUCAAGUGCCCAGAUGGAACGGCGAGUUGCGAGAGUAUAGGCGCACCGGAUGUGUGCUGUGGCACGGGAAGCACUUGUAUCAGUGUGACCGGGAGCUCGGCUGCAGGCGAUGUGGGAUGUUGUCCUAGUGGACAGACUUGCGCAGGCAGUGUGAGUUGUGACGAGGCGAGCGGGUAUACGAGUUGUCCUGGGACGGACAAUGGCGGGUGCUGUUUGCCGGGGUUCAAGUGUCAGGGUAUUGGAUGCGUUGCGGAAGGUACAUCGACGUCCUUUGUCCAGCCCUCUACCUCUUCAUCCACUCCGUCGGCCACUUCUACUUCGACAACUGCCGCCGCCAUUCCCACCACAUCAUCUACAACCAGCACGACCCCCGAACCAACAUCCACCUCCACCUCGCGCUCCGCAUACACUUGCUCAACAGGCUGGUUCUCAUGCCCCGCCUCUCUCGGCGGCGGCUGCUGCAUGAAUGGUCGUACCUGCGCAACCGGCGCCUCAUGCCUCGGAGAGGACGACAACCCCUCUUCCACACGCGCUCCAGACGCCCCUGUGCGUCCUACCAGCGCCGCCGUGACAACCGGCGCCUCCAGCGACAACAUCUGCCCCACAGGCUUCUACGUUUGUAGCGCAUACUACCCAUCCGGCUGCUGUCGUGUGGGCAGGGAUUGCCAGACCACGGGCUCCUGCGCUUUACCUCCGUCCGAUACUAUUGUAAACACCAACGGUGUGGUCAUUGUGGCACCGACGGGGGCUGAGAGCGCAGGAAGCUGUCCUAGUGCGUGGUAUAGCUGCCCGGCGGAUGCUGGUGGUAAUUGUUGUCCCAACGGGUACGCGUGUGGUGAGCAGUGCACGGCGACUGCGAGUGGCCAGAGUGGCGUGACGAGUAAAGCGGAACCCAGCAGCAGCAGUGGUAGUCAGGCGAGUUUUGUUUCGAGAUUGAGUGUCUGGGGAAUGGCCGUGGCGUCUGUCGGCUGUGGACUUGGUAUGAUUGUGCUGUGA
Molecule: messenger RNA, 1407 nt
Organism: Alternaria burnsii
Lineage: Eukaryota; Fungi; Ascomycota; Dothideomycetes; Pleosporales; Pleosporaceae
Exons: 2
Coding region: 1-1407 (468 amino acids)
Source: RefSeq, a predicted model, not a curated record